Messenger RNA from Gasterosteus aculeatus aculeatus (three-spined stickleback), 3337 nucleotides. It is a transcript of the gene gipc3, whose product is annotated as GIPC PDZ domain containing family, member 3. Lineage: Eukaryota; Metazoa; Chordata; Actinopteri; Perciformes; Gasterosteidae. Gene Ontology annotation, molecular function: protein binding. The record is from RefSeq and is a predicted model, not a curated record.
UUCAAUGGAAAUACAGUUCACAUUCCCAGCUGGGAUUUUAAAUUGUGAUCUUUUUCAGAUCAGAUUUGGAUUUUUGAUUGUCCCGGCCUGCCUGUGUGCUUGUGUUGCACACGAGCAACUAGUCACAUGGGAGAAAGUCUGACCAGUCCGUUAGCAAAGCAGCCUCCUGUCGCUGCACGCUCCACCUUUAGGUCAUCAGACCUAAGUGGAAGUCCCUUAUCGGACUAUUUGAGUCAUUUAUCUCUUUCAAUCCGGAUCUGUCAAGGACUCCAGUUUAACAGGAAUGUUUUUAGUCAUACAUAUUACAGUACAUACGGUUCUGGUAGUUUAUUUAUAGGACAUCUCGUGUUAUCACUUUGCGGGCUUUCCGGUCAUGCGUACGCACAUUUUUGUGCAGUAGGGUUGAAAAAUUGACACAUAAAAACUUGUGCUUGUCAGUCUGUCGGGUUAAAAAGGUCAGUGCGCCACCAAGGAUUCACCUCAGCAACUGCUGAUUUCCCUCAAUGAGGCCAGCGAAGGGGGGAAGCACCUUACUCCCUAUCCAAUGAUAUCAUCUUACCCUCUAACACUGGGACAUUGUCUGUGGCCAUCUCCAAGCGAGCCCACCGUGGAAAUUCGUUUUGUUUUUUAAGAUACGCUGAGGAAUGUCACACUUGGGAACAGAACUGACACGGCUGGAUUAGAGUCUGAAGCUUGUCGUGUGCAUGAAAAAAAGAACGUUACCUGAUGGGUUUUGUUUGUUUUCUCUGCACGUGAGAAGCUCAGGUGUAACACACACAACCCUCGUCUUAAAGGGUAUCGGGUUUCUACCCGGCAGGGUCUAGCCGGCCUCUUCCAGCUUCUGUUACCAAGCCACUCUCAUCACUAAUUCAUCCGCGCCCUUCACCCCAAAAAGCUAUUUGGUCGGGCGGUUGGUUCUGCUGAGCGGGAGGAAAGGACAAGAGUUUCUCGCUCUUCGCCAGAGCAGUUCACCACGAGGGCUCCCAGAGGAGGGCCGUACCUAAGCUGGGGCCCGAUGCAGAAGGGGGAGGCUAUGAGCCCGCAGGACUCAAGGGCGGCGGGGGCCGAGGCCCCGGAAGAGCAGAAGGCCCAGAACCAGGGGCGGAAUCAGGGCGGCGGGGAGCCCACAGCGCCUCCGCUUCCCCCUUCGCCACCACCACCGGGGCCGCCAGAAUAUCCCAGGCCCAGACUCAUUUUCCACACCCAGCUGGCUCACGGGAGUCCCACGGGCCGCAUUCACGGAUUCACUAAUGUCAAGGAGCUGUAUGGAAAGAUCGCCGAAGUGUUCAACAUUUCCCCAUCAGAGAUCCUGUUCUGCACCCUCAACUCUCAUAAAGUGGACAUGCAGAAGCUGCUGGGGGGGCAGAUCGGACUGGAAGACUUCAUUUUCGCUCACGUCCGAGGGGAGACCAAGGAGGUGGAGGUGACAAAGACAGAAGACGCGUUAGGCCUCACUAUCACCGACAAUGGGGCCGGAUAUGCCUUCAUCAAGAGGAUAAAAGAAGGCAGCACCAUAGAUCAGCUGAAGACCGUGUGUGUCGGGGAUCACAUCGAGGCCAUCAACGACCAGAGUAUCGUAGGCUGCCGACACUACGAGGUGGCCAAGAUGCUGAAAGAGCAGCCUCGAGGCAUACCUUUCACUCUCCGCCUGGUGGGACCCAAGAAGGCCUUUGACAUGAUUGGAAUGAGGACCAGAGCGCCAAAAUCAACUGAGGGCAAGAUGGCGAACGGCAGGGAGACGCUACGGCUUCGCUCCAAGGGGACUGCUACAGUUCAGGAAGUGCAGAAUGAGUUUGAUGAACAGGCCACCAGGAGAGUGGACGAUCUCCUAGAGAGCUACAUGGGCAUCAGAGAUGUGGAGCUAGCAACCACCAUCGUGGAAGCCGGUAAAGACAAGAAGAACCCUGAUGACUUUGCAGAGGCCCUGGACUCCGUUUUGGGAGAUUUUGCUUUCCCUGAUGUGUUUUUGUUUGACGUAUGGGGGGCUAUUGGAGAAACCAAGACCGGGAGAAUGUAGACCUCUACAGCACCAUAUAAGCAAGAGAGAGAGAGAGAGAGAGAGAGAGAGGGGUCUGUUCUCCAGUUCAUCCAACUGUAAAACAACAAAUUUUAUCUUUAAAACCAUGAAUGGGCCCGCAACCCUUUGCAGCCUUUAAGUUAUAAUACUUUACAGAAAAUGUAAAGUUAAUGUCAUCCUGAACGUUGAAAAUCUUUGACAAUAAACUCAACCGAUUGCUGUGUAGUUUUUAAACAAACUGAAAUCAAAGACAUGGUGUAGGCAAUUCCCUUUUGAUCUUGUGACAGUGACAAUUCACUGGUUCAAAAAGAAAUACAGGCUUAUUCCCAUUUUGAUAAAUAAGUUUGCAAAUAUUCUUUUAGUGCCUGAUCCCUUCUCAUACAUACAAACCACGAUGCAAAGGAUUUAUCAAAAAUACAACAGUCAGCCAGUCAUCCAAGCAGUUAGAUGAAACUAUUAACAUGUUUUCUAGACACACAGGAAAGGUACAAGGAGACAUCCUGGGGAAAAAUCCCCUAAUCAGGAUGUAUCAGUCUACUUCUCCAUUAUCAGUAAUCUACAGAUCCACAUCUAUAACUUAUAUUUGUAUGCAAACAGGUCAUCGUAUUUAUAUAUAAUUAGUUUACUCUUUUUUUCAAACAAUCAAUUGGCCACAGUGCAACUCAGUCAAUAGGGGGGACGAUACCCGACGGUCCUUCUCUGCAAUUCAGAUUUUCCCACAUGAUCAAACAGGAAUCAGGCCCACAGUUGCCACAAUAUUAACAACCCCCCCCCCAAAAAAAAAUGUUAGGGUUCGGAAAAUAUGAGGGUCUGGUUGCCCACUAAUGUUGAAAUAACACUGCCUCACAUAUUCACAUUUACAUUCUCACAUUCUCUGGGAGGGAAUGUUUCUGGUUGGUCUCAAGUAAAGAAUGUAAAUAUACUUGCUCAGUUUGUUUUAGUCACCAUCCUUCAGGAUUACUAAGUCUGAAUGUUUCUCACAGUCUGUCUUUGGACUGAGGAGUAUUUACUGAGGAGGCAAAGAAGCACAUACGUAUGCAGGUUGACGUUAAACAGUCACCUGCUUUCUGCCUCAUUUUCUGAAUACAGGUGAACAAGUAAACACCGAAAAACUGUUUGUCACAACUUCAGUCUGGCUUCACUGUUUUAGCUUCAUCAGUCUAAGUCCGCUGAUGUUUGACCACUUUGUGUAUCAUUACACCUCUCAAUGAAAAACUGAAAACUGUGAGGCAUGUUUCAUAUGUUUAAAUCGUAAGUAAAAAGGUUGUAAUCAUACAGUAGUUGUCAAGCCCGUGUGUUUAACAUAAAAAGUCCACAUAA